AUGCCGUUUGCUUCUUUCAAGAAUAUACAGAAACGGAACGCGCGGUUGCACAAAGAAAGGUCUCAACCGGCUGCUCGUUCGAAAUUGGGACCUCUGCCCAAAAAGAAAGAUUUUAUUCUUCGCGCUAGAGACGAUGAAACUAAACGAAAUCGACUUCGUGAUUUGAAGCGCAAAGCGUUGGAUAAGAACGAAGACGAGUUUUAUUUUGCUAUGCAUAAUUCAGCACUUUCAGCGGAGAGAGGUCACAUUCCACUAGUGGACAAAAAGGAAUACAGCGAUGCCGAACUAGAUGAAUUGCUAUCGCGUGAUAUUUUGUACCUUCGGAAUGAAUUGCAAUUAGAGAGGUCGAAGAUACGCGAACUGGAGUCGCGCUUUAGUCUGCUUCCUGCUGACCCCUCU
Messenger RNA from Mesocestoides corti, 399 nucleotides. NCBI's taxonomy places the organism in Eukaryota, Metazoa, Platyhelminthes, Cestoda, Cyclophyllidea, Mesocestoididae. The record is from the annotation of a GenBank genome assembly.